Molecule: messenger RNA, 573 nt
Organism: Musa acuminata subsp. malaccensis (wild Malaysian banana)
Lineage: Eukaryota; Viridiplantae; Streptophyta; Magnoliopsida; Zingiberales; Musaceae
Source: RefSeq, a predicted model, not a curated record
AUGUGCUCGAGUACUCUCUUUUACUUGAAGAGACUAGGGCGGGAGGCCUUGAAAGUGGUCUUCAACUUUCUGUUUGGAAGGAAUGGUGGCAGUCCUGAUAAUCUGGAUGCAAAGGCACCUGACUCGGUGGCGGGAUGCCAUCUCGUUGUACAUCUGCUCCACGGCACCGUUCAGUGUAGUAUCCCUGUACUCUUUGUACAUGUUGUGGUAACCUGUUCGGCUUUGGUACCGCAGCCAGAUGCCAUAAUUCUUGAUCUUUGUUGGUUUCCUCUCAAAUAUCUGCCAAAAUUUAGCUCCAGAUUUAGCUUGUACAUCAAAGAAAAGAUAUUGUGUCCUAUGAAGAACUGCUUUGGCUCUGUAGACUGCCUAGGAUCCAACAUAAAAUUACCAGAACUUGGAUUUAGCUCUGGCUUCAUUCGUAGCCCACAGCUUCAUACGGUAAAUCUUGGGGUGCUCCACCGCCGCCGUUGGAAGAGCUCUACCCACCACCUGAUACUGAUGAAACUGCCACCAUCCGCCGUCAUCAACGAGGAUCAGAUGCAACAAUCUAAAGCGAAGUACGCGAAGAGCUAA